Thermothelomyces thermophilus ATCC 42464 is the source of this 297-nucleotide messenger RNA. RefSeq lists its product as uncharacterized. The annotation marks the transcript as partial. The record is from RefSeq and is a predicted model, not a curated record. NCBI's taxonomy places the organism in Eukaryota, Fungi, Ascomycota, Sordariomycetes, Sordariales, Chaetomiaceae. The transcript has a single exon.
UUUAUUAGGGCAUAUAUUGACGAUAUUAUCAUCUUUAGCAAAACGGAGGAAGAACACCUUAAAUACCUAUAUACCGUUUACGAAAUCCUUAAUAAGGCCUAUAUCUAUAUUGGUAUAGCCAAAUCCUUUAUAGGUUACCUGGCCGUAAAACUCCUUAGGUAUAUCGUAAACGGUAAAGGCAUUGCUAAAACCGACGACCAUAUUAUCGCCUUUAAAAAGCUAAAGUUUCCAGACACUCUUGACAGCUUAGAGCAUUACCUUAGGAUAGCCAGAUGGCUUAGGAAAGGCAUUCUAUAG